Molecule: messenger RNA, 666 nt
Organism: Striga asiatica
Lineage: Eukaryota; Viridiplantae; Streptophyta; Magnoliopsida; Lamiales; Orobanchaceae
Source: the annotation of a GenBank genome assembly
AUGGGUCCCGAAAGAAUAAAUUCCGAUUACAAACCGAGACGAAUUUGUCUCAAGCCGGACGCAAAUAAUGUUGUAACGAGACUCUCGGGCGAAUCAAAAGCCAAGCUCAUCCCACGUAUUUCACCCAAAGCCCGUCCCUUUUCGCCCGGUUCGAGAAUAUCGGCUUUUGGUGGUCAUAGGCUUUUGGUGUACGAGUUCAUGCCGAAGGGUAGUUUGGUAAAUCAUCUAUUCAAGAAUAAAAUCGUUGUGUAUUUUAAUCAAAUAUUAAAAAAUGGUACCACGUAUAGGUACGUGAGGAAUUACGCGUGGGGAGACGCGGCGUCGUUUCGAACCCUAGGCGGCUUAAUGUUGUAUUUGAACGAGCUGCUGGGAGCUCUGUAUGAGCUGAUCCGAAUCGAGUUGGACGCGGAGAGGGUCGCCUGGAUCGGUCGGAAUUACAAGAAAGCCCUUGGUGUCUCGAAGUCGAUCUUUGCUCGGCUGCUCACUGUUUUUUGUCAAUCCGGGCCAUUGCGCAAAGCUGUGGAAGUUUUGCAGCAAGAAGUUUUGGAGGGUGGUUUGCUGAAAUAUUGUCUUGAGUUGGGUUCUAAUGAUCUCAAGGGCUUGAUACAAGUUGUUAAGGACAUUGCCUUCCAAUAUUCCUCAUGCUCUUCCAAAACCGACUUGUGA